UCUUCGACAUUGUCUCCUGUGCUACCGCACGUUUCUGCUUUUAUCUAGAAGCUGUUGUGUAAACAUAGUAGGGGAAGAUGUCGAACAUCUAUUUUCCGUUUUUCAUUCUGAUGUGCAGCAUAUGCAUCGGGAAGCUUACUGAGGCUCAGCGAAGGCUCGAGCCUAGCGUACUGGCAGUAGGGGAACAAGCAAGCGUACAUGUGCUGCCAGGACGGACGGCAAUUUUGCAGUGCGUUGUGCGAAACUUGGGAACCAGAGUGGUGAUAUGGCGAUCUUCCAGUUCCAGCGGACCUGAACAGAUGAUCAGCAUUGGAGAGUUUGUGUUCAUUGCCGAUUCACGAUUUCAAACAGCCUUGGGGGAGGAGUCUGGGGGUCUGACCUGGUCUACAUUGACCAUUAGAGAUUCUCAAGUGUCAGACUCUUCCUUGUAUACCUGCGGUGUCUCACACAGUGACACAGCUGGGGCUCAGGUCCGUCUCGUUGUCAGUGAAGGGAACUAAAGCCCAUGAAGGGUGUAUAGUAGGAAUAAAGUGGCAUUGGUUAUAAUAAAUUUUCAAUUUCUGCAUUCAUC
Aplysia californica (California sea hare) is the source of this 571-nucleotide messenger RNA. RefSeq lists its product as uncharacterized. The record is from RefSeq and is a predicted model, not a curated record. The transcript has 3 exons. Gene Ontology annotation, biological process: synapse organization. The coding region runs from base 78 to 500 and encodes 140 amino acids. NCBI's taxonomy places the organism in Eukaryota, Metazoa, Mollusca, Gastropoda, Aplysiida, Aplysiidae. Gene Ontology annotation, cellular component: neuron projection membrane.